AUGGGAGAAGGCACGCCAAACAUCGACCGUCUGGCGAAUGAAGGGGUGAGGUUGUCUCAGCACCUGGCGGCCGCCUCAAUGUGUACCCCGAGCCGGGCUGCCUUCCUGACUGGCCGGUAUCCCAUCAGAUCAGGGACAGCGUCCCCAUCCAACCUGAACCGUGACUUUGCCUGGCUUGGGGGUUCAGGGGGGCUUCCCAUCAAUGAAACGACUUUUGCGAAGCUGCUUCAGCAUCGGGGGUACCGCACAGGACUCAUAGGAAAAUGGCAUCUGGGCUUAAAUUGUGCCUCUCGGGAUGACCACUGCUACCACCCGCUCAACCAUGGCUUCGACUAUUUCUACGGGAUGCCUCUGGGGCUUCUGAGCGACUGCCAGGCUGCCCAGACGCCCGAGCUGCACCGCUCGCUCCGGGUCAAACUGUGGAUCUCCACGGCGGUUCUGGGCUUGCUGCCUCUGCUGCUCAUGGUGCCCAGAUUUGCCCGCUGGUUCUCGGUGCCCUGGAAGGUCAUCUUCAUCCUUGCUCUAAUCGUGUUUCUGUUCUUCAUGGCCUGGUACUCCAGUUACGGGUUUGUUCGGCGUUGGAAUUGCAUCCUUAUGAGAAACCAUGAAAUCGUUCAGCAGCCGAUCAAAGAGGAAAAGGUGUCUUCCCUCAUGCUGAAGGAAGCCCUGGCUUUUAUGGAAAGGUACAAACGGGAGCCUUUCCUUCUCUGGUUUUCUCUGCUCCACGUCCACACUCCGCUGAUCACCAGAGAGAAGUUUGUCAGGCACAGUAAAUACGGCUUGUACGGAGACAAUGUAGAGGAAAUGGAUUGGAUGGUGGGAAAGAUCCUCGACGCCCUGGACCAGAACCACGCCACCAACCGCACCUUGGUGUACUUCACCUCCGACAACGGGGCCUGGCUGGAGUCCUGGGCUGGUGUCGCCCAGGCGGGCGGCUGGAAUGGAGUCUACAAAGCAAAGACUGAGCUAUUCGUAAGCCCAGAGAAAGCAGAGAACAGGGUGAUUGAUGGCCGGAAUCUGAUGCCCCUGCUGGAAGGGAGGGUGUCCCACUCAGACCACGAGUUCCUCUUUCAUUACUGUGGCAUCCACCUGCACACAGUCCGGUGGCACCAGAAAGACUGUGCAACCGUGUGGAAGGCUCAUUACGUGACUCCCAAAUUCUCCCCAGAAGGAAGUGGUGCAUGCUAUGGACAAGGGAUGUGCUCAUGUUCUGGGGAAGUCACCUACCACGACCCACCUCUCCUCUUUGACAUUGCCCGGGACCCUUCAGAAGCCUUGCCACUGAGCCCUGACAAUGAGGUGUUAUUUGAUUCGGUGAUCAAGAAAAUUGAGGUGGCGAUAAAGGAUCAUCGUAGGACGCUCACGCCUGUCCCUCAGCAGCUGUCUGCUUUCAGCACCAUUUGGAAACCGUGGUUGCAGCCAUGCUGUGGCACCUUCCCUUUCUGUGGGUGUGACAAGGAGCUUGACAUUGUACCCACUGCUCUCUGA
Messenger RNA from Otolemur garnettii (small-eared galago), 1488 nucleotides. RefSeq names its product arylsulfatase family member H (gene ARSH). Gene Ontology annotation, molecular function: arylsulfatase activity. The record is from RefSeq and is a predicted model, not a curated record. The coding region runs from base 1 to 1488 and encodes 495 amino acids. The transcript has 9 exons. Lineage: Eukaryota; Metazoa; Chordata; Mammalia; Primates; Galagidae.